Molecule: messenger RNA, 5919 nt
Organism: Xiphophorus hellerii (green swordtail)
Lineage: Eukaryota; Metazoa; Chordata; Actinopteri; Cyprinodontiformes; Poeciliidae
Gene: arap2
Product: ArfGAP with RhoGAP domain, ankyrin repeat and PH domain 2
Exons: 33
Coding region: 226-5178 (1650 amino acids)
Biological process (GO): signal transduction
Cellular component (GO): cytoplasm
Molecular function (GO): GTPase activator activity; phosphatidylinositol-3,4,5-trisphosphate binding; protein binding
Source: RefSeq, a predicted model, not a curated record
GUUCCCUGAUGGGCGUGGAGCUCAUUUUACUCAAUGACGGAAACAGACGAGUGACUUGUACACUGGGUUGCAAUUCAAAGCAGCGUUAUUAGAAAAAGACUCGAGGGAAGUAAAGGUGUGCGGAUAAAAUGCCGGCAGUUUCUUUCUGUUCUUAAGUUGCAGUGUGAAGGUAGACCCCUUGUUCUCCAUGUCUUGCUAAAGCUUCAGACGUGGGACUAGAGCACCAUGUGGGAGCCUCAAGAGUCUCGAUACAAUAUUGAGGAGUGGCUGAUGACCCUUCGCUUGUCGCAGUACAUCUCCUUUUUCCAGAAGGCUGGAUAUCAGGUUGUGGAAGACUGCAGAGGACUCACAGAUGAGCGACUCCUGGAGCUUCAAGUGCUACCAACCGGCCACCGUAAACGAAUCCUCUGGAGUUUGGAGGCGCAAGGGUUGAAGCAGAAGGAUGGAGAGAAAGGUGAAAGUGAGCAGGAUGCUCCGGAGAGUGAUGGAAAUGAAAAGAAGCCACCGUUAUUCCCAAGACACAUUUUCCGUAAGGACCGAAGCAGGGGGCUGUCCUAUCAACAUAACCAACCAAAAGAGAAUAGGGACUAUAAUGUAGAAGGGAGUCAGACUUUGCCCGCAGGUGCUGGACUAACACCAGAUUGUCAGAACCAGUCAGAUCGCCAACAUAUUAUUCCACCGGUACCUGCCCCACGUAACCUCCAACUUACACAGACAUCUGUGUCCUCACGUCCCUGCGUUCCUACCUCCAUGCUCUCGAGUAGCAGCAAUGAAUUGCUUCCCACCUCGGAAACACCCUCUGAUUUCGAGGCCUCUUCAGAAGAGCAGUGUCAGUCGAACUAUGACUCCGUGCUCUCUGCUACCAACGCUCUCCUUCCAGUGCUAGUCGAAGACCAAGAGGAUUGCUAUGGUGAAAUGGUGGAAAACUCAAUUUACGAGGCACAACCAGCAGGUUCUCGACUUACCCGCUCCUACCGGUUAAGGCACCGGCCUGUUCCUGAAAUCCCCAGUGAACCUGCUGCUGCGCCCUUGGACAGGAGCGCACAAACAACCAGCCCUGAACACCUAACCGGCUCAGAGCGUCCCACUGGUGCAAACGGCAUACAGAAAGCUCCACUUCAAAGAACCUUGACGCCCAUCGCUCCCUACGGAGAAAUAUUCCUGUACAACAAGCCCGGCUCGGCUCCGGAAAAAGGGGCCAAAGACGGGUUGCAGAAGGCCUUUAAGGCCAGGAUGAAACAGAAGAAAAAGAGAAAACAAUCCAAAGAAAAAGAAAGUCCUCCAGCUGUCCCAGACGUAGACGAAUACUCGACCGUGAACAUGUGUGCCAGCAUGCUACCUCGGACCAGUCUGGACACAGCUUUUUCCAUGACCCCUGACACUGCCCCGGUUGGUUUGGCGACCCCUGGCCCCGAAGACGAGUCCAUGAUCAUGGUGGAGUGCGACCUCUACACGGAGUCUUCAAACUGUCGAGGGAUUGUCACAGAAAGCACAGGGCCCGACAUCUCGCCAUACGCUUGCUUCUACGGAGCUCCCAAACAAGCGGUCAAAGUGGGCUGGCUGGACAAGUUGUCACCUCAGGGAAAUUGUGUUUUCCAAAGAAGAUGGGUGAGAUUUGAUGGCGAGAGUCUGGGCUACUACAACAAUGACAAGGAGAUGUACUCCAAAGGUCUGAUCCUGGUCAGUGCCAUCAGACAGGUGAAAGGACUGGGCGAAAAUAAGUUUGAGGUCAUCACGGGCCUCCGGACUUUCACAUUCCGGGCUGAGAAAGAAGGGGAGCGCCAGGAGUGGAUGGAAACUCUUCAGACGGCCGUGCGCCCCCCCGCCAGCAGCUCCCAGAAGUGCACCGACAGCCUUUCCCACCUCUCCUCCACAAACAAGCGAGGCUUGCUGGAGCUCCGUGGUUACAAAGGCAGACUGCUGGUGUCCCUGGUGGGGAGUAAAGUCAGGCUCUGCAAAACAGAACAGGACUUUCGAGCAGGGCUUGGUAUAUGCGAGGUGGAGCUUACUGCUGCCAACAUUAAAGAAAUGGACCGCAGAGGCUUUGAAAUCAACACACCUUUCAAAAACUUCUGCUUUGUGGCAGACUCGGAACGGGAGAAGGAGGAGUGGGUCGAGGCGAUCAAAGAAUCAAUCGCGGAGACGCUCUACGACUACGAAGUGGCGGAGAAGAUCUGGUUCAACGAGGCCAAUAGGAGUUGCGCCGACUGUGGCGCGUCGCAGCCAGAAUGGGCGUCAGUCAAUCUGGGUGUGGUCAUCUGCAAGAAGUGUGCAGGACAGCACCGGUCCCUUGGACCAAGUUUGUCAAAGGUGCGGAGCUUAAAGCUGGACAGCAGCAUCUGGAGCAAUGAACUUGUAGAGCUUUUCCUGGAGGUGGGAAACCAGAAUGCUAACAGUUUCUGGGCCGCUAACCUCCCCUUAGAGGAGGAGCUUCACAGCAGGGCCUCCACCGAGCAGCGUGCCACGUUCAUGCGCCGGAAGUACAGAGAAAGAAAGUACAGGAAGGUCCUGGAGGACUUUCAUGAUCUGGAGGAACUCAAUAAGGCACUGUGUGCAGCCGUGGUGUCGUCUGACGUGCUGCAGACCAUGGAGUUGGUGUUCAGUGGGGCGGACAUUAUGUGCGCCACCGGAGAUCCGGUCUACUCCACUCCGUACCUCUUGGCUCAGCGUGCCGGGCAGAAGCUACAGAUGGAGUUCCUGCAUCAGAAUAAACUAACUGAUUUCCCCAGGCUGGAUCAGUGGUCAGAGAACGCUUCACUGCCUGAUGUGUCCGUCUUCAUGGACGGCUUUCUCUAUGUCUCGUCUGGCCCAGCUAAGACGAUGCCGGAUCGGCGUGGACGAGACGACAUGGGACGACGCUGGUGUACAUUGGAGGGCGGCUUCCUGAGUUAUUACGAGAAUGAGCGAAGUCCCUCAGCCAUAGGGAGGGUAGAUGUCACCGAAGUGGUCAGCCUGGCUGUCAGUAACUCAGAAACUAUGACUGGAGUGGGGGCUGUGUUUACCGUUGAGCUCUAUCUUCGAACGGAGCGAGCCCUGACUGUCGGAGCCGAGACGCAGGAUACGCAGCAUGACUGGAUCCAGGCGCUGACAAAGUGCUUUGUCCCGUCUAAGGUGGAGGGACUGGUGCGGAAACAAAGCGAACUGAUUGGCAGACUCCACUACAAAGAAGGCCAUGACCUGUAUCACUGGAGGAUGGGCUGGUUCAUGCUGGAGGGCUCCGCCCUGCACUUCAGCUCUGGAGAUGAGGCGGGAGAGGAGGAAGUGCUUCAUCUCAAACAACUGCAAGAGCUUACUGUCUCCACACAUAUCGAGGGCGAAGACAAGAUCCAAGUUCUACUGAUGGUGGAAAGCGGAAGCAGGACAAUUUACAUCCACGGGUUCAGCAGGAUGGACUUUUCUCUGUGGCACUCUGCAAUCACGCUGGCUGCCGGCACAGACGGCAGAGCGCUCGGUGACCAGCAACUGACCAAAAACGGCGUCCCUAUUAUAGUCGACAGCUGCAUUGCUUUUGUCACUCAGUACGGUUUGUGCCAGGAGGGGAUCUACCAGUCUCCGGGGGAUCCUGCCCGGGUGUCCCUCCUCCUGGAGGAGUUCACUCGUGAUGCCCGCAAUGUGAAGCUGAGGAACAAGGAACAUCAGCUGGAAGAUGUAACAGACACCCUGAAGCGCUUCCUAUCCCAGUUGGAAGACGCACUUUUGACCAAGGAGCUCUAUCCAUACUGGGUGUCAGCUCUGGAUGAGGCGGAGGAGAAGCAGAGAGUGAAGAAGUAUUCAACUUUCAUAGAGAGCUUGCCAAAAAUCUACAGGUCGACUCUUCAUGCCUUGCUUCAACACCUGUACAGGAUUCAGCAGUGCUCCCACCUCAACGGAAUGCCGAGUGAAAAACUGUCCGCCGUUUUCUCCUCCUGCCUGUUCCAGACGCAAGGACAGACUCCACAGGAAAUGAGCGUGAUUCGUGACCUAAUCAGCAACUACGUUACGCUUUUUAGUGUCAAUGAAGACCAGGUGCAACAGAUGGAGACAGAGAAUAGCUUCAUCACUCGCUGGAAUGAAAAGAAGGACACAGCAUUCUGCCCAGCAGGGGAUUUGAUCUUUGAGGUGUAUCUGGAAAAGCGUGAGCCGGAGCAAUGUUGUUUAAUAAAGCUCUCUCCAAGUAUGCGGUCUUGCGAGCUCGCAGAAACUGCACUGAGUAUGAGAAACGUCACCUUUGAGGCAGAUGACCUGUGGACCACCUUUGAAGUUAUAGAAAAUGGAGAACUAGAGCGACCGCUGCACCACAGUGAAAAGAUUCUUGAGCAGGUGCUGGAGUGGAGUACCUUGGACUGCCCAAGCUCUGCUUUUCUUGUUAUAAAGAAAUUUGCAGGUGCCAAAAGAAUGGCUGGAGGAAAAGACCCGCAACAGUUUUUAAAGAGCGACUAUCUGAAGUUCAGUGAUGGAUCCUCCAAAUUGCUCUCGGGUCACAAAUUCCAGGACAAGUACGUUGUACUUCGCUCAGACAAGCUGCUUCUUUACAGGGACAUCAAAAACACUAAAGCGGAGAAAGAGAUUCAGUUGAAGAUGGUAAAAUGUUACCUGGGCCUGAAGAAAAAGCUCAAACCUCCAUCCAACUGGGGUUUCACAGUUUACACAGAUAAACAUCAGUGGCACUUCUGCUGUGACAGGAGGGAGACUCAGAUCAGCUGGGUGGCAGACAUCAUCGCUCUGAAGCAUGGGUCUGAUCUCCAGAUGAAGACCAGCACCAACAAAGAAACUGCAGAUUUCAAAACGUCCAAAGGAAGCGCUGUAAGAGAAAGCAGCAAGCCAUACAACCAUAGCUUCAGCACGCAGUUGACAGAUAGGAGGGUUUCUCUUGGAGACGCUGACUUGAGGACAACCAAAGUCUCUGGUCUUUACCUCAAAACCAACACGAUACCCAAAGGUUUAAAGCCUGACUACCUAUCACAGACCCCAGAGGUUUCUCCGCGCAGAACCUCUGUGGACAUUUGCCAGCCUCAAAGGCUGCCACCUCCAUCCUUGCCAGGACACCUCAAGCCCAUGCCACUGCCGGUUUUACCUCAAACUGGCAAUAAGACACCUGGCAAAAAACCCAUUCCAGGUAUUGGGGGAGCUAUGCCCGCUAACUUGCUCAACGAGCUGAACUUGGUCCUCAACAAGAAUGCUCGCAAGACCACUGAAUGACAAACGUGAAAAGAAGCUUGGUAGUUGAAAUGCAACUAGUGCAGAGGCUGAAGAGAAGAAAAAAACGUAACUGCAGUUUUAGCUGGAAAGAGUUGUUGUUGCUGUUGAACUUUGAUUCUGAAUGCUGAAGCGGAUGCACAGGGUGGGGGAUGCAGUGGAUGUGGUACUAACCCAAGCACUACACGGUGUGAUUUACACGCCUGUCAGGGAUGCAAAUCAAAAGUUAGCAUAAACAUUUCCACCUUUACUUAAUGCCUGAAACAUUUCUUUAAGAAGCUUGUUUUUAUUGUACAGUAGUAGUACAAAGUACUUAAGAGCAUUUUUAGGACUUUUUAUUGAAGACUCUCUACUGGUCAACAAUUUCCUAUUGUAUUUUGUUGGAAAAUUUAUCGCCCAAAGUUUAUCUGUAUAUAUAAUACAUAGUGCUUCUUAUAUUUUAAUUUAAGCACCAGUUUUAAAUGUUCCUUGUGCAUGUCUGCAUAUAAAAUUCUAAAAGUUGAAACUUUUAACAGAUUCUUAUUUUUAUAAACACAUGAUGCAACACGUCUGGUCGAAGGGGUAGACUAAUGUGUUGCGUGUAUUUAUAGUUCAUAGGUGACUUUUAUAUUGUAUCCUUUAACUAUACAAGUAGAGGUGUUUUAAGCUUAUAAUUAAGUGGCAAACCACUUUAAACUGUCUGCCCUCAAAUGUAUUUUUAAUGUACAGCAUGAAUAUAUUAAUAAACUCUGAAAAAUUCUGUGA